UUGCCAUUUGUCAACGUCACCGUCAGAUGGUCGGGGAGUUGAAGAUGAAAUGCAAGUAAUCGAAAGUGCAGAUAAUAAAUUCAUUUAAUUUAAAUAAUAUUAUUUAUUUUUCGCGGACCAUCUCCUUGAAUUAGUAGAUAUUAAAUAAAUAAUGGACUGUCUAGAUUCUGAAAGUAAUGGUGAAGGUAAACACCUUAACAACGUCGAGGAAAAUUUUACCAAAGAAGAUAGGGAUCGAGAAGAAACUGAAAAUUUCGAAAAAAAUGAUGAUGAUAGGCUAACUAAACCAUCAGAGUCGAAAAUUCCCAAAACGGAUUUGCCGGAAAGUGAUAAUGACUCUAGUAGUAAAAUUGUGGAUGACAAAGAACAGGAUCCUAUUGAAAUAAAAGUUAUUUAUAACAAAAAGAAGUAUGAUGUGACAACUACUUCAAAUACUACAAUUUUAGAAUUAAAAAAACAAUUACAAAGUUUACUAGGUGUCCCCGACUCAAUGCAGAAGCUUAUGUUCAAAGGCCUUCUGCAAGAUAGUCAAACAAUAUCUAGUUCUGGAAUUACAAAAGGCUCAAAAGUUAUGUUAGUAGGGUCCACUUUAAAUGAUGUUCUUGCUGUGUCAUCCGUAAGCAAACAGGACAUCGUCGAGGCGGACAAAGCGACAACGUCCAAGGAACCUCUGUGCAAACAAAAAAUACAUCGGAAAGUUUUAGAUAAAGGAUUACCAGAAGACAUUAUGCCCGGAAUAAAAAAUAUUAAGGAAGGAUUGCCGCCGAUGCCGUUAUCCGGAAUGUUGAACAAGCAUGGUGGUAAAGUUAGAUUAACAUUUAAAUUGGAAAGCGACCAGUUGUGGUUGAGCACUAAAGAACGAACUGAAAAAUUGCCUAUGGGAUCAAUUAAAGGUGUGGUAUCUGAACCGAUCGAUGACCAUGAAGAGUACCAUAUAUUGGGGAUACAAUUAGGGCCUACCGAAGCAUCACGUUAUUGGAUUUAUUGGGUGCCCGCUCAAUAUGUAGACGCCAUCAAGGAUGCAGUGCUGGGAAAAUGGCAGUACUUUUGAUUCGAUACAGAAAUAAUUUAUAAAUGAAGUAUGAAAUUUCACCGAUCAUAUUGCAUUUGACGCCAAAAAACUGCAACGUGACCGUCAUCAAUAAAAAAAA
Molecule: messenger RNA, 1151 nt
Organism: Psylliodes chrysocephalus
Lineage: Eukaryota; Metazoa; Arthropoda; Insecta; Coleoptera; Chrysomelidae
Source: the annotation of a GenBank genome assembly